Molecule: messenger RNA, 1678 nt
Organism: Mangifera indica (mango)
Lineage: Eukaryota; Viridiplantae; Streptophyta; Magnoliopsida; Sapindales; Anacardiaceae
Product: ruvB-like 2
Exons: 2
Coding region: 53-1456 (467 amino acids)
Biological process (GO): chromatin remodeling; regulation of transcription by RNA polymerase II; box C/D snoRNP assembly
Cellular component (GO): NuA4 histone acetyltransferase complex; R2TP complex; Swr1 complex
Molecular function (GO): ATP hydrolysis activity; ATP binding; DNA helicase activity
Source: RefSeq, a predicted model, not a curated record
CUGGCGUGCCUUAAACCCUAGCUACAUUGUCUCUCUGUGUUCACCACCAACAAUGGCUGAACUGAAGCUCUCAGAAUCACGAGAUUUAACACGAAUCGAGCGCAUAGGCGCGCACUCCCAUAUCCGGGGACUGGGUCUUGACAACACCCUAGAACCGAGGGAUGUAUCGGAAGGCAUGGUGGGCCAAGUUUCGGCCCGCAAAGCUGCCGGCGUUAUCCUUCAGAUGAUUAGAGACGGAAAAAUCGCUGGUCGGGCUAUCCUUAUAGCCGGCCAACCCGGAACCGGUAAAACCGCCAUAGCAAUGGGCAUGGCAAAAUCCCUCGGACUCGAAACCCCUUUUGCCAUGAUUACGGGCUCAGAAAUUUUCUCCCUCGAAAUGUCGAAAACUGAGGCUUUAAUGCAAGCCUUUCGAAAGGCCAUUGGAGUCAGAAUCAAAGAAGAAACUGAAGUCAUUGAAGGUGAAGUUGUUGAGGUCCAAAUUGACCGGCCUGCCACUGCAGGAGUUGCAGCGAAGACAGGGAAGUUGACCCUCAAAACGACGGAGAUGGAGACCGUUUAUGAUUUAGGUCAAAAGAUGAUUGAGGCGUUAGGGAAGGACAAGGUACAGAGUGGGGACGUGAUUGCAAUUGAUAAAGUUUCUGGGAAGAUUACGAAGCUUGGGAGAUCGUUUGCGAGGUCUAGAGAUUAUGAUGCUAUGGGACCUCAAACUAAGUUUGUUCAGUGUCCUGAUGGGGAGCUGCAGAAGAGGAAAGAGGUUGUGCAUUGUGUUACGCUUCAUGAGAUUGAUGUAAUCAACAGCAGAACACAGGGAUUUUUGGCUCUCUUCACUGGUGACACUGGUGAAAUUCGUGCAGAAGUGCGAGACCAAAUUGACACAAAGGUAGCAGAGUGGAGGGAGGAAGGGAAGGCAGAGAUUGUGCCAGGUGUCCUGUUCAUUGAUGAGGUGCACAUGCUUGACAUUGAGUGCUUUUCCUUUCUGAACCGUGCUCUGGAGAAUGAGAUGGCACCAAUAUUAGUCGUUGCUACCAACAGAGGGAUCACUCGAAUCAGGGGUACAAACUACAAGGCUGCUCAUGGAAUUCCAAUGGAUCUCCUCGAUCGACUACUCAUCAUCUCAACUAAACCUUACACAAGAGAUGAAAUUCGCAAAAUUCUAGACAUCAGGUGCCAGGAGGAAGAUGUUGAAAUGACUGAAGAUGCAAAGCAAUUGCUGACACGUGUUGGUGAAGGAACAUCCUUGAGAUAUGCUAUUCAUCUAAUUUCAGCUGCUGCUUUAGCAUGUCAGAAACGGAAGGGAAAGGCUGUGGAGAUCCAGGACAUUGAUCGUGUGUAUCGCCUAUUUUUGGAUGUGCAGAGAUCAACCCAGUAUUUGAUGGAGUACCAGAGUCAGUACAUCAAUGAAGUGUCACUCGGAGACGGAGAUGGAGAUGGUGAUGAUGAUGCCAUGGUUUCAUAAUAGUUCCUCUUUAUUACUUUAGAGAUUUUGUGAGCAUGCAUCCUGCUUUCAUAUAGUUAGCUCCAACCUUACAAAUGGUUACAUAUGUGACAGAAGUGUGAUAAGUAUUUGUGUAACUUUCCAUGUCUUGGUUUGAAACUGUAUCUUUUGCAGAUUAUUGCUGCAAUAUAAUUCUGUGACAGGGCUCGGAAUUGUGGAAAAUUAGGACAGUGUUUGAUGUUA